AAGCGUUGGGUAGCGAUCGUGUACGUGACCACUGUCACAUCACCGGUGCUUACCGUGGUGCAGCACACAACCAUUGUAACCUGAACAUGCGGAUUGAGCCGUUCAAGAUCAAGAUUCCUGUGAUCUUUCAUAACUUGAAGGGAUACGAUUCUCAUCACAUCAUAUCUGCCAUUGGGAGAACGUCCACUGAUGAGAUUACGUAUGUGAACGAGAAAGGACAAGAACGGACCAAGCGUCUCGGUGCUAUCAAAGUGAUUCCCAUCAACAGUGAAAAAUAUGUCACAUUCGGAUGGAGACAGUUCCAGUUCAUCGACAGCCUGGCAUUCUUGAACACCUCCCUAGACCGGUUGGUUUCGGCUACACCACCAGAUGCAUUCGCCCUUCUAUCCGCACGAUUUCCAGACGAGGAUGAACGCAAACUGUUGACACGAAAGGGUGUCUACCCGUAUGAAUAUAUGGGGUCGUACGACCAAUUCGAAGAAACGCGUCUACCACCCAAGGAUGCAUUCCACUCAACGCUAACGAACACGGGUAUCAGUGAUGAAGACUAUGCCUAUGCGCAAACAGUAUGGACUGCGUUUGACUGUGAAGAUCUAGGAGACUAUCACGACCUCUACCUGGAGACUGAUGUGCUGCUGUUGGCUGACGUUUUCGAAAACUUCAGAAGAACUGCUCACACAACCUAUGGAUUGGAUCCCGCUAAUUACCUCACCUUACCGGGAUUUGCCUGGGAUUCGCUGCUGAAAAUGACGAAGGUGUCCCUUCAUCUCAUUUCCGACAUUGACAUGUUCAACUUCAUUGAGCAUGGCAAAAGAGGUGGCAUAAGCAUGGUGUCCGCUAGACACGCCAGUAAUAUGGUGUCAUGA
Messenger RNA from Sycon ciliatum, 866 nucleotides. RefSeq lists its product as uncharacterized. Bases 87 to 866 code for a protein of 259 amino acids. Gene Ontology annotation, biological process: DNA replication. The record is from RefSeq and is a predicted model, not a curated record. Lineage: Eukaryota; Metazoa; Porifera; Calcarea; Leucosolenida; Sycettidae. Gene Ontology annotation, molecular function: DNA binding; nucleotide binding; DNA-directed DNA polymerase activity. The transcript has 4 exons.